CGCUCGGUAUACAGUUUCGUAUCGUACCGAGCGAGCGUCAAAACUCCGGUACGGUACGAAAUUACAGACCUUGCUUGGGCCUCACAUCGCCAUGCCCGAGCACCUAGGCGAACAUUUGGAACACUUCUUGGCAUCUUUGGUUAGCCAAAUAGUUUGACACCAAUACAAAACUUUUAUGGAUGAAUGCAAUAAGAAUUCAAUUUCAAAGAAGGUUGUGGCAUAUGAAUCAAAGGAACUUAAAGUGUCCUGGUCUUUGGACCUUUUUUUUCUUUUAUCUUUUAUUUAAGUCUAUUUCCUGUUUAGCUCGCUAAGGGAAGUCAAAGUAGGAAAGAUAUAGUUUAAUUAGGGGCUAGAGUUGUUGCAAUGCCAUGCUAUGGUGCUAGUUAACUUCUGACAUGGGUCAUUAGCUAAUACUGCUUGCAUUAUUUAAAUAAAUCAGAAUAAUAAUUCACAUUUGAGACACAAAACAGGAUUGUAUUGGUAGCUUGGCAUAUCGCACAUGUUGCACUUACCUGGGGUCAGCCAGUCUACUACCUGGAGUAGGAAUCGUUGCUGUUACAGCCUCAUUGCAUCCGGAAGUAACUCAUUUUACUGUUUUAGUUUCGCUCUGUUGGGUACAAAAGUUGAUGGUUAGUAAUUGCCAAUUGUAAUGCAGCUUUUAAAGUUUUCUCAGCCCUGGAUGCAUUACACUUGUGGUCAUGCAUGAUAUUCAGCUACUGUAAAAAGGAAUGGUUGACUAGUAGCCUUCCCUGGCAUGGCUUUGUUUGUAUUCUCCAUGUCAUGUCAGUUUUCUGUACUUUUGAGUUUGCACCCCUUGUUUUUGGUACUUAGCAAUUUGAUCUACAUGUCUGGUACAUAUUACCUUAUGAUUGUCUCUUAUGCUUGCUGAUCUCUAUGUUACUUUUGUUAGCUUGAAUCAGUCUUGUUCUAAUUCACUUCAGUAACUGUUUUUCGUGAGCCUAUUCUUUGCCGCAAUGUGCCACGCAUUGUUGCUGGUAAAAAUGAAAUUUUACUUGGUGAUAAGUUAAUUUUUGUGUGUAUGUAUGUGCGUGUUUGGAGGUCUUUGCUUAUGCUGUAUACUUAAAGGUCCACCUGUGGAGCAAGAUGUUUAUGAAUUUAAAGGCUCUGGUAUUGCAUUAUCUAUGUAUAAUGUAGAUGAGGUUUGUCAUAUAUAGUCUUAUGUAGGAAAUUUUACAGAGAUAUUCUUUGUUGAUCAUACAAAAUUGGAAACUCUUUUCAGUCCAUUUGGGCUUUUGCUGAGUCAUCAAUGUCUAUGGCAUUUGCAAAAAAGUGGCCACUUUACUUAAGCACCAAAAAUACCAUAUUGAAGAAAUACGAUGGCAGGUUUAAGGACAUUUUUCAGGAGGUUUAUGAAGAAAAAUGGAAGUCAAAGUUCGAAGAACAAUCAAUAUGGUGGGAACAUCUGUUGUAUGAGCAUAGGCUGAUUGAUGACAUGGUAGCUUAUGCAUUGAAAAGCAGUGGUGGUUAUGUGUGGGCCUGCAAAAAUUUUGAUGGAGAUGUCCAGAGCGAUUUCCUCGCCCAAGGAUUUGGUUCAUUGGGCUUGAUGACGUCUGUAUUGUUAUCAUCUGACGGGAAAACAUUAGAAGCUGAAGCAGCACAUGGGACUGUGACUCAACAUUUUAGGCUACAUCAGAGAGGACAAGAGACUAGCACGAACAGUAUUGCAUCAGAGAGGAUCUUGCACUUCUUAUCCAUGGUCCAAGAGUGUCCAGAGAAUUCUACUUGAACACCGAGGAGUUUGUUGAUGCUGUUGCUCAGAACCUUAAAGAGAAGAUCCAAGUAGCAGCAGUUAUUUAAAUGCUUUGUUAAUUUUCAAGAUGGAUGACGUUUCUACUCAAAAAAAAAAAAAGAAAAAAAAGAGAGAAAAGGAGGAGUUGGAUUUGAAGAGUAUGUCAAAAAGUUACAGCAUCUGAUGAGCAUGAAGGCUAUUAAUAAUGAGGUUUUGUCUAUGCAGCAGACAGAUAUCUGAAGAAAAACAGUUGGUUGUUGCUUACAUAUCAGGAAUAACAAUGGUAAGCCUAGUGUUAUUGUCUUUA
This is a messenger RNA of Musa acuminata AAA Group (dessert banana), 2057 nucleotides long. RefSeq names its product isocitrate dehydrogenase [NADP], chloroplastic/mitochondrial-like. The transcript has 6 exons. Lineage: Eukaryota; Viridiplantae; Streptophyta; Magnoliopsida; Zingiberales; Musaceae. Bases 1268 to 1747 code for a protein of 159 amino acids. The record is from RefSeq and is a predicted model, not a curated record. Gene Ontology annotation, cellular component: mitochondrion. Gene Ontology annotation, molecular function: isocitrate dehydrogenase (NADP+) activity. Gene Ontology annotation, biological process: isocitrate metabolic process; NADP+ metabolic process.